This is a messenger RNA of Yamadazyma jaroonii, 462 nucleotides long. Lineage: Eukaryota; Fungi; Ascomycota; Pichiomycetes; Serinales; Debaryomycetaceae. The record is from the annotation of a GenBank genome assembly.
AUGUUUAAACAAUCAAUUACCAUCUUUCAACAUGGAAAAUUAAACUCAAAUGUUUUAAAGAAUUUAAACAACUACAAUUUCAAAGUUAACUUGAGAGAUAAACCAGCAUAUAAAGAUUUCUCAAAUAUUUUUGACAGCUUUUUGAAUAUUCAUCCAGAUAAUUUUAGAAUCUUGAUUGAUUGUUAUCCAGAGAUUUUAUUCAAUGUUCCAAAAGAUAAGAGAUUAUCCAAGAUUUGUGUUCAAGAUUUGAAUUUAAUUAAUAACGAAAACUUUGAGAAAUUAAAGUUUAACGGACCUUUAAUAAUUGAUAACAAUAAUCAUUUAUUAGCAAAUGAUAUCAACUCAAUUGAAAGAGUUUUACACAAUUACGAAUAUAAUUUGAAUUACGAAAUUGGCAAUUCAAAAAUUUUAAAUGCUUUGCCAGUCCAUCCUCAUGCUGCAGAAUUUGCAGAUUUAUUCUGA